Messenger RNA from Sphaerodactylus townsendi, 4461 nucleotides. RefSeq names its product structural maintenance of chromosomes 1B (gene SMC1B). Gene Ontology annotation, biological process: sister chromatid cohesion. The record is from RefSeq and is a predicted model, not a curated record. Lineage: Eukaryota; Metazoa; Chordata; Lepidosauria; Squamata; Sphaerodactylidae. The transcript is spliced from 27 exons. Gene Ontology annotation, molecular function: ATP hydrolysis activity; DNA binding; protein binding. Gene Ontology annotation, cellular component: chromosome; nucleus; cohesin complex. Bases 60 to 3740 code for a protein of 1226 amino acids.
UCCAAAUCGGGCUCGGUGUGGUUGGGUUGAAGGAAAAGUUGGAUGCUGUCGGUUUAGAGAUGGGAUACUUAAAGCUCUUGAUGGUGGAGAAUUUCAAAUCAUGGCGAGGGCAGCAAUGCAUUGGUCCGUUCAAGAAAUUCACUUGCGUCAUUGGUCCUAAUGGUUCAGGAAAGUCAAAUGUAAUGGAUGCCCUUAGUUUUGUUAUGGGUGAAAAAGCAUCUAAUUUAAGAGUGAGACACGUUCGGGAACUUAUACAUGGAGCACAUGUUGGAAAGCCAGUUUCUUCAACUGGAAGCGUAAGCAUGGUGUAUUGUGAAGAAAAUGGAGAAGAGAAAACAUUUUCAAGAAUUAUCCGAGGUAAUGGUUCCGAAUUUCUUGUCAAUGGUGCUGCUGUCAAUCGAUCGGCAUAUACAAAAGAACUUACAGAAAUUGGCAUAAUUGUUAAAGCACGGAAUUGCCUGGUUUUUCAGGGUGAAGUCGAAUCAAUUGCAAUGAAGAAACCCAAGGAAAGAACGCAGCUUUUUGAACAAAUUAGUAGUUCAGGAGAGCUUGCUGUUGAAUAUGCUGAAAAGAAAACGCUUAUGCAGAAAGCAGAAGAAGAUGCUCAGUUUAGUUACAAUAAGAAGAAGAAUGUGGCAGCUGAGCGUAAACGUGCAAAGUUAGAGAAAAAUGAGGCAGACCAUUACCAGAUGCUUUUUGAAGAACUGAGAGAGUACAAGAGUCAGCUGCAGCUUUUCCAGUUAUAUCACAACGAACAAACAACCAAAUUUUUCCAGAAUAAAUUGGCUUCAAAAAUCAUAGAUAUUGAUACUAAGAAAAUAGCAAUUUCUAAUGCAGAAGAUACAGUAAAAGCCAAGAAAAAGAUGCUUGGAAUGUUAAGCAGAGACCAGCAGCAUAUUGAAAAGGAAAUUAAAUCUCUGGAAGCUUUGCUGAAUCAAAGGAAAUCUCAAUAUGUAAAAGCCAAAGAGAAAACCACUCACCAAAUUAAAAAAUCAGACAUGGCAAAGGAAGUCUUUAAAAAGCAUAUGAAACAGCAGGACAAGCAAGAAGAAACCAAAAAAGAACUGGAGGGAGAGCUGAAAGAUAUCGAUAAAGCACGGCGAGCAUUUGAAAGAAAGGUUGAAGAGGAGACCUUGCUGCGGGCGGAAGACGUUCUGCUGGAAGAAAGUCAGCUAAAUAAAUAUAAGGAACUGAAAGAAUUAGUGAGGAAAAGAGUAGCAAUGUUGGUUCAACAACAGGAAAAAUUGCAGUGGGAACAAAAAGCAGAUGAAGAAAAAAUGUCAUUUGACAAGCGAAGACAGAAAGACAUUGAGGGAAGCCUAAAACAAGUUAUGGAACAGAUAGAAGAUCACAAAAACCGAGCUCAGAAGCUACAGGAAUACAGCAGCUCAUGCAUGAAAUCUUUAUUGGAGAAGAAACAAGAAGAAGAAUUGCUGGCCAGUGAACUAGAACAUUCAAAAACACAAAUGGCCAAAGUAAACGAGGAACUUAUUAAAAUUGUCAGUGAUCUUCACAAUGCUAAAAUUGAUGUCUAUGAGGGGAAACGUCAGCAGAUGAGAGCGGAAAACCUGGAGAGCCUCCGAAGGCUGUAUCCUGGUUCUGUGUUUGGAAGGGUCGUUGAUCUGUGUCAUCCUAUCCAUAAAAAAUACCAGCUUGCUAUCACCAAACUUUUUGGCAAGUACAUGACUGCGAUUGUUGUAGCUUCAGAAAAAGUGGCUAUUGAGUGUAUCGCUUUCCUCAAGGGAGAGAGAGCUGAGCCAGAAAUGUUUCUUCCUUUGGAUUUUCUUGAGGUUGAACCUAUCAAUGAACAGUUAAGAGAGAUAAAAGGAACUAAAAUGAUGGUUGAUGUGAUACAGACAUCUUUUCCUCCCCUUAAGAAAGUGAUUCAGUUUAUUUGUGGGAAUGGUCUGAUUUGUGAAACAGUAAAGGAAGCAAGGCAGAUGGCCUUUGAUGGACCCCGUCGACUGAAAACAGUUGCUCUUGAUGGAACUUUAUUUUUGAAAUCUGGAAUAAUCUCUGGAGGAUCAAGUUACUUGAAAAUGAAGGCUAGAUGCUGGGAUGAAAAAGAAAUAAAUGAGCUUAAAGAGAGAAGAGAGAAUCUGAUGAAUGAACUGAAGGAUUUGUUGAAAAUCCAGCGCAGGGAGGCUGAUUUAAGGCAAUUACAGGCUCAGUGCCACGGACUUCAAACUCGACACAAAUAUUCAAAAAGUGAGCUAGACUUAAUUGAGAAGAAACAGCUGUCCAGUUUCUCCAAGGAGAAAUCUAAGCUGGAAAGUGAAUUGGUAAAUAUUCAGUCCCAGCUUGCUAUGCUGAAUGAAGAAGUUUUACAGAGAGCAAGAAAAAUCAGUGAGUUCCAAAAGAAAAUUGAUGAGGUAGAAGAUGGUGUUUUCCGUGAAUUCUGUGAAGAGAUUGGUGUAGAAAAUAUUCGUGUAUAUGAAAAAGAACACUUGCAAAAGCAGGAAGAAAUUGACAAGAAGAGAUUUGAAUUUGAAAACCAGAAGACACGACUAAGUGUUCAGCUUGAGUAUAUUUCUGACCAGCUAGCAAAGGAGAUCAACAAGUCAAAUUCUCUGAAAGAGACUCUUUGCAAAGCGGACGCUGAGAUUGCCAGCUUUAAAAAGACAAGAGGCCUGGCUUGGCUGAGAAAGACGAGGCCAGUUAAGAAAACUGAGGUUGCCAAAGCUCAGAGUCAAGUGGAGGAGCAAAGGACAAUAUUGCUAACUCUGAACAGAGAGUUGGGAAAGUUACAAAAGGAAGCUGUGGCCAUUGAGACCUUGCUGGAAGAGAAAAAACUAGAAAGGCAUAAUCGGCUUCUUGACUGCAAGCUCUGCAAUGUAAAGAUAAACCUCCUUCUGGGAUCUCUGGAUGACAUCAGUGAAGUAGAGCUAAGAAGUGGUACAGAAAGUACAGAAGCGACAGCCGAUAUCUUUGAACGAGAGGAGGCAAUGCGUGUAGAUUAUAGCAGUCUUGCAGAUGAGCUGAAGGAAUUGCGAUCUGACAAAGAGACCGAGGCCCACCUGGCACGACUUCAGCAAGAAGUGACAUCUAAAGAAAACACUUUAUUAAAAAAAGCAGCCCCAAACAUGAGAGCCUUGGAGAGAUUACAUAUUGUCACAGGCAGAUUCCAGGAAUCAACUGAUGUGUUUGAGGCCAGCAGGAAGGAAGCCAAGUUAUGUAGGCAAGCAUUUGAACAAGUGAAAAAAAGGAGAUAUGACCUAUUCAGUCAGUGUUUUGAGCAUGUGUGUAUAGCUAUCGAUCAGAUAUACAAGAAAUUGUGCAGGAACAACAGUGCUCAGGCAUUUCUUAGUCCGGAGAAUCCUGAAGAACCAUACUUGGAAGGCAUCGGCUACAACUGUGUAGCUCCAGGAAAACGAUUUAUGCCGAUGGACAACCUGUCAGGAGGUGAAAAAUCUGUAGCAGCCUUGGCUCUUCUGUUUGCAAUGCACAGCUUUAGACCGGCCCCCUUUUUCGUUUUGGAUGAAGUGGAUGCAGCUCUAGAUAACACAAACAUUAGCAAGGUAUCAAGUUUUAUCAAGCAACAGUCCCAUGAAAAGUUUCAGAUCAUAGUUAUUUCUCUAAAGGAAGAGUUUUAUUCUAAAGCAGAUGCUUUAAUUGGAGUUUGCCCUCAGGAAGAUGAUUUCAUGUUCAGUCAAGUCUUCACUGUGGACCUUACUCUGUAUCUAGACCCACAUGAAAAUGAAAGACAGCUGAAGCGCAAAAAGAGCUCUGUGUCAAAAUAAAAUAUGAAGUUGGUCAGUGUUUGGAUAAUGUUGCUUAACCACUGUUGUGACAAAUUUGAAUGUUACUAAUGAGUAUUCCUAAAACUUUGGAGUUAAAAGUCGUGACUGCUUUAAGUCCGAGUGCUGAUUGUUUAGCUUUAUGACAAGUAUGUUCUCCAUACUAUAUAAAUUGUAUCUCUUGUAGACAGAGGUUUAUUUUUGUUUAAGCUGUUUUGGAGAGUUUUUUAAGUACUUUUCUUGCUCAAAUGACCCCUUAGGUGUGUGUUUUUCCCUUAAGGGUUUUGGAAACCACCAGGACUUGAAGCUGCUCAGAAUAACUUGCAGUUGGGAAAACAGACUUAGGGAAGAUUUUGCCCCCUCCCCCAGUCUUGGUCACUCCAGCAGAAGUAGCUUUUCUAGUUUUUUUUUUAAAAAGACAUGCAUCUGCAUGCAGUAUUUCAUUUAACCUUGAGUCACUACAACACUAAUAGUGCCUUUCAAAGCAGCUAAUGAGCACUGGGGAACUGCCAUUUAGUGGAAACUUAACCAAGGCCGUCAAAACUGACUCACCAGAAGUCAGGACUGUGCUUUCUUGGCCAAGUGAAUGUGUGUCUGUUAAUGGUGAUGUCAUAUACGUUGGACAGUUGCCGCAUCUGGACGUUUGUUAAAUGCUAGUUUCUGAUUAAGUUGUCUAGCCUUGCUUUGAGUUACUGUUACCAAUGAAAUGCCAUUAAAUCUUUAU